Molecule: messenger RNA, 855 nt
Organism: Neomonachus schauinslandi (Hawaiian monk seal)
Lineage: Eukaryota; Metazoa; Chordata; Mammalia; Carnivora; Phocidae
Gene: MDK
Product: midkine
Exons: 5
Coding region: 93-524 (143 amino acids)
Molecular function (GO): growth factor activity
Source: RefSeq, a predicted model, not a curated record
CAGACCGGUUCUGGAGACAAAAGGGGCCGCGGCGGCCGGAGCGGGACGGGCCCGGCGCGGGAGGGAGCGCAGCACGGCGGGCAGCGAGCGAGAUGCAGCACCGAGGCGUCCUCCUCCUCGCCCUCCUCACCCUGCUGGCGCUCACCUCCGCGGUGGCCAAAAAGAAAGACAAAGUGAAGAAGGGCGGCCCGGGGAGCGAGUGCGCGGAGUGGACCUGGGGGCCCUGCACCCCCAGCAGCAAGGACUGCGGCGUGGGUUUCCGCGAGGGUACCUGUGGGGCCCAGACUCAGCGCAUCCGGUGCAGGGUGCCUUGCAACUGGAAGAAGGAGUUUGGAGCCGACUGCAAGUACAAGUUUGAGAGCUGGGGGGCGUGUGAUGGGGGCACGGGCACCAAAGCCCGCCAAGGCACCCUGAAGAAGGCGCGGUACAAUGCCCAGUGCCAGGAGACCAUCCGCGUGACCAAGCCCUGCACCUCCAAGACCAAAGCCAAAGCCAAAGCCAAGAAAGGGAAGGGAAAGGACUAGCCACCAGGUCUGGAUGCCAAGGAGCCCGGGGCCAGUGCCCUCCCUCUCACAGGCCCAAGAGCUCACCUACCAGUGCCUUUUGUCUACUCGUUAGCUUUCUCAAUCAUACCCUGCUUCUUCCCUUUCAUUCCUCCACCCCCCACCCCCAAGUGUCCGGGAGGGACAGGGGACUGUGGACAGCUUGAGCCUCCUGCCCCAGAGGGAUGUGAAUCCCGGUACCCGCUUUUCUUCCCCACAAAGAUGCCAUUACUGAGAAAUAAAUAAACCGUUGUGUUUUUGUUUUUUUUUUCUUCCCAAUAAAAGCUUUUCCUUUAAUAUAUAAAAGCCCCAA